AUGCUCCGUGCUGCUCUCACUGGUGUCGUCGCUCGUUCGACCGCUAUUCGUGCUACUCCUGCUUUCCGUGCUGCUGCUGCUCCUUUGGCCGCUCGUCGUUUCUAUUCGGCUGGUCACGAAGACGAGAGCUUUGAAUCCUUCACUGAACGCUACGUCAAGUUUUUUGAUGGUGUCGAUGAUCUCUUUGAGUUGCAACGUGGUCUCAACAACUGCUUCGCCUAUGAUUUGGUCCCUGCUCCCUCUGUGAUCGAGUCAGCUUUGCGUGCUUCUCGUCGUGUCAACGAUUACGCCACCGCCGUCCGCAUCUUCGAAGGUGUCAAGGAAAAGGUUGAGAACGAGGGUCAAUACAAGCAGUACCUUGAUGAAUUGGCACCUGUUCGUGAAGAACUCGGUAUCCAGACCAAGGAGGAAUUGAACCUGUAA
This is a messenger RNA of Lichtheimia ornata, 423 nucleotides long. RefSeq lists its product as uncharacterized. Bases 1 to 423 code for a protein of 140 amino acids. Gene Ontology annotation, biological process: mitochondrial electron transport, cytochrome c to oxygen. The record is from RefSeq and is a predicted model, not a curated record. Lineage: Eukaryota; Fungi; Mucoromycota; Mucoromycetes; Mucorales; Lichtheimiaceae. Gene Ontology annotation, cellular component: mitochondrial inner membrane. The transcript has 2 exons.